Molecule: messenger RNA, 5976 nt
Organism: Gambusia affinis (western mosquitofish)
Lineage: Eukaryota; Metazoa; Chordata; Actinopteri; Cyprinodontiformes; Poeciliidae
Gene: abhd8b
Product: abhydrolase domain containing 8b
Exons: 5
Coding region: 225-1643 (472 amino acids)
Molecular function (GO): catalytic activity
Source: RefSeq, a predicted model, not a curated record
UAUUUGGCUGUACCUCUGGUCCCUUAGAAAGACAUGUUGUCUGCUGGUACACACUGGCCGGCCGCCAUGUGGUGGCUCCCGGCAGGCCAGCGAAAUCCAGAUAAAUUAGAUUAUUGGAUUGGCUACAACAGAUUAUAGCUCUCCUUCGAUGCUUCAUAAGAAAGCGGCAACAGUUUGAUCAUAGGAGGUUUUAUGAGAUAGAGCCUUGAUAAAGACUGGCAGCCAUGCUGACCAGCUUUAUUGAAGGCCUCCUCUGCUGUCUCACCUCCAAACCGGCCAACACCGUGGUUCCCGUGGAAACCUCUGAGCCUGCAGAUGGGUACGAGUUUGUGGAGGUGAAACCAGGCCGUGUCCUGCGGGUUCGACACAUCAUCCCUGACAGACCGGCGGUGGAGGAGCCCUCGCUGGGUGGGAUCGUGAGCUGCAAAAGAAAGAUCACAGUCUACCGCAACGGACAGCUGUUCAUUGAGAACUUGGGCGAGAGGGCGAGCGCGGAGCUGAAGAUCUGCCAGAACGGAGAGACUGAUCCCAACAGCAUGGUGGAGGUUGAACUGACAGACUGUCGCAACUCUUCACCUCCUGUCAGCAUCCCUGAGGCUCGGUCAGACUCUGUCACAGCUGGAAACAACGGGGCAUCGGAAACUGGGUCAGCAGGAGAGGUGCCUGCUGCCGGACAGGCCGAGCAGUCCCAGCAACCCCGCAAACGAAGGAGGAAGCCGAAGCGCAUCGUGGUGAUUGACUGUGAAAGGAAGAUAGCAGCCUGUAAAGGAACACAUUCAGAUGUUGCUCUGUUCUUUAUCCACGGGGUCGGGGGGUCACUGGAUAUCUGGGGGAGUCAGCUGGACUUCUUUUCACGACUCGGGUACGAGGUGAUCGCCCCGGAUCUGGCAGGCCAUGGAGCGAGCUCAUCUCCACACAUAGCUGCAGCGUACACCUUCUAUGCCCUGGCGGAGGAUAUGAGACUAAUCUUUAAGAGAUAUGCAAAGAAGAGGAACAUCCUAAUAGGACAUUCCUACGGCGUGUCUUUCUGUACAUUCCUGGCUCAUGAGUUUCCAGACCAGAUUCACAAAAUGGUGAUGAUCAAUGGUGGUGGUCCCACAGCGCUGGAGCCCAGCCUGUGCAGCAUCUUCAACCUGCCCACCUGUGUGCUUCACUGCCUGUCCCCACUGUUAGCCUGGAGCUUCCUAAAGGCCGGCUUCGCUCGGCAGGGAUCCAGGGAGAAGCAGUUGCUGAAAGAGUACAAUGCCUUCAAUGUGUCGUCAUUUGUAUUGCGUGCCAUGAUGAGCGGUCAGUACUGGCCUGAGGGGGACGAGGUUUAUCACGCCGAGCUCACGGUGCCCGUCCUGCUGGUUCACGGCAUGCAUGACAAGUUUGUCCCAGUAGAAGAGGACCAGCGCAUGGCUGAGAUUCUUCUAAUGGCGUUCCUGAAGGUCUUGGAGGACGGCAGUCACAUGGUGAUGCUGGAGUGUCCUGAAGCUGUCAACACACUUCUACAUGAGUUCUUCCUCUGGGAACCAGUCACACUUCCACCGCCAAAGAAAGAGCCCAAAGCCCGUCCGGAGACCGCCAAACCUCAAACUGACAACAUUUCUGAGCCCGCCAUCGUCCGGCCUGCAACCGCCAUGCAAACCCAAUCAAACUGAACAAAAACAGACUAAAGAAUGCAACUAAUUGAGGCUAAAACUGAAGCAGGGGUAAAUAUAAAACCUGGUUCAUCCACUUCCUGCAGAACAGAGCCGGUUUGAAUGGCACGGAGAGACAAAGUGGACGAUUUAUCUGAGCUCCUCGGGAUUACAGGUGGAUUUGUGGAGGUGGGACAUUACUGUUCUGGUUUGGUUUCAGUUGCAGUUUGAAGAGAGCAAGUCAGGUAAAAGAUUGUUCGAAUGUCAGCUCUAAGGAGUUUAUCUCAAACAGAGGUUCAUGUGGUUGUGCCUUUGAAAAACUAGAAAAUAGUGGUGAAAAUCAACCAAGAUAAACAAUGAUAUGAAACUGGCAGGAGAGUAAAUCAGAUUCCGUCCGUCCAUUCGUUAUUUUGUCAGAGAUCAGGUCACAGGGCUAACCCUCCCACCAGCAACACUUUCCAUCUCAUUGGGGGGUCCCAAAGUGUUUCCAUGCAAACUUGUGGUCUCCUCUCAAGAAAAUUUCCAAAGGGAGGCAGGUUGGUGAGAUGCCCAACCUGACUCCUUCAGAUUGAAGGAGUCAGGUUGACUCCUUCCAAUGCGGAGGAGAAGCACCUUGGCUCUGAUCCCCCCGGAUGAUGGAGCGACCCAUCUAAUCUCUAAACUGAGUACAGGCACCCUGCGGAGGAAGAUAAUCUCAAUCAUUAAAGAAUGUCUGAAUCUAUUUCUCAUGGCCAUAGAAGAGACAGACUGGACAAAUGAGAGCCUUGCAUUUUGGAUCACCUUUCAUCACCACAAGAAGAGCAGAACACAGUUUGCAAUACUUCAGAUGAGGCCCCAGUUCAUCUAUUAAUUUCCUUCUCCAUUCUGCAAUCAUUUGUAAACAAGACACCAAGAUACUUGAACUCCUCUGCUGGAGGCAAACCAAAUCCUGAACAGAAUUUUGUCAGAUGAGAGUCAAAGUUUGCACUUUUAGAAUCAAACUAUGAUGCAAACUGCUGGAAUCUGAUUUUUUGUUUGUUUUUCUAUUGCUCAGACUUGAUGAAAAUGUUUCUGUGUGUGUCUUUUUUUGUUAAAUUGUAAAAGAAUGCAUUUGUAAACCAUACUGAAGAACAUGACCAUCAGAAACAAUUGUUUGUACAAUAAAAUUAGUCGUUGACUAUUUGAGCUCUGGCUGGAUUAUACAAUGGAGUAUUAAGGUAAUUGCAGAUAAAAGAUAUAAAAACUGCAGACAUUUUGAGAUUAGUUUCACAUACUUAAAAGAAGAUUUCCUCUGAUGUUGAAAAGUUGAAAGUUUGCAAGAUUUUCUUUUUGUUUUUAAUUUUGUUUUAAUUUGAACUGUUUAACUGUUCCAUGGUCUUAAGAUAUGAGGUAAUUUGGUCCCUGAACUUUUUACUCUGGUCCGGCGUGGUCGCAAUAACCCCGCAUGGUUGUGCAUGGUUUCAGAAACUGACGGUCCGCUGGAAUAAAUCCGUCCUUCUUCCCCACUGUCUGACCGUGACAUCUGCUGUGCUCCUCCUGAGCGUCGUUUUAACACCAUGGGAGGGAUAUAAAUAUACGAUAAUAAAACUAGAAUAUUCUGACAUUGUAAAGCCAGAAUUUAUAAGAAAAAACUAAUUUAUCAGAAAAAUAUUAAAAGUUUUUCAUUAUUAAGUCAGAGAUUUGUGGCAAAAUUGACAGAAGUCCUCUAAGAUUGAGGUGGUAAAUUUAAGAAAAAUUUUUUCAAAGGUUAAGCAGCAGAUCUGGACUAUUUUACUACAUUAGAAUGACAUCUUAUGAGUCUGACUUUGACUUUGUCUGACUUUCUAAUCUCAGUAAACUUUUGUGUUUUUUCUUAAAGGUUUCUAACUUUAUAAUGUCAGAAAAUAUCUAAGGUUUAAGAUAAUUAAACUUUUAGUCAAGAAAAAAUAUUUUCUUCUUGCAAAUUUUCAACUUCAUUUUAGAAACUAUUGAAAUAUUUUUAAUAUAAAUAUGGAAAUUUUGGUGGAAAUUUACAAAAGAUUUUAUUUUAUUUUAUCUACAUUAGCCGUAAUACUCCUUCGUAGAUUUUGAGCCUCAUCUAGAUGUAAAUUUCAGUAUUUUUGUUAGUGCUUGUUUGUAGUAGUUAUUGAUAUACAGUACGGUAGAAAAAGGUACUAGAGGGCUGUGCGAUUAUGUUCUUGCAAGCUGAAAAAGGGAUUAAUGAAUGCUGCUCAAGACAGGAGUGAAAUGAAAUCUGCUGCUUCCUGAGAUGAUGUUAAUUCAGCUAUACAUCAGUAAAUUUAACUAUGAAGUCAAUUACCAAUAUAUACUAAUAAUUUCUAAAAAUAUAUGUUGAUUCACUAAAACUGUUAGGAUACAAAACAGGGAAAAAUACAAUCCAGACAGUUUUAAAGUAUUAAAAAUAUUCUCUUUAAAACCCUUAAGGCAAAGUCAGCAUAUUGUUUAGUUUAUAAACUGUAUUUCACCUGGUUUUGUUUCCUAUUUUCACUUUUUUGAUACAAGAAAUAAUUGUUUACAGUUAAAUAUGGAUCAUUUUAUUAAACCUGUUAUAGUUGUUUCCUCCUUUAGUUUAAUGUACAGCACCAGUCGUGAUUGUUGGCACCACCUGGUAGAGAUAUACAAAGCCUUAAAAUAAUUUCCAUUUUCCUCUGGGGAAUAAAUCUGAGACACAGAUGGCAUUAAAUGAGUCAGAUGCAUGUUAUUAUUUACAAAGGAAAUGACCGCAAGAAAGUGGUUCAGGUCCAAGUGAAAGGUCACUUUCCUGGAACAAUGUGUCCUCUUGGUUUCACCAAGUUUCCAUAAAAAGAAUAUACUUUAAGACUUCAGUACAUAUCUUACGAGGGGUGCCAGUAAUGGUGGAGAAAGCUGUGUCAAAGUCAGCACUGUACAUUUUAUCAGCACUCAUAUUCACAAAACAAUGCAAAAUCAUUUAUAGAGUGUAUUUGAAGAUAAAGAUUUCAAGGGUUGGGAAGCAUUUUCUUUCAUUUAGGUAAUUACCUCUGAUCUAUAGUGUUUGUUUCCAAAAUCUUCACUAUAGUAAAACAUAACACAUGCUCUUGUUAUUGUGUUUAAAGUUCACAGUUGGAUGUUUUUUAUGCUUAUAAGCCAAAAUAAUUUUUUUUUUAACAGACCUAAACUCUUCUAGGCAAAAUUUGAUCCAAAACCAAGAUCUUACCCACACAGAGUCUGCAUAAGUUUUUCUAAAUGUUUAGAUGAGCAUCCCGGUUUCAUUGCAUUCCUUUUAUUUGGGCUGCAGUAAUUUGUUUGUAUUUUUGCAAGACACAGUUGAUAAUUUUUGAAAUGUAGUUUUUGGUGUGCUUAGUUAUAGAAAGUGCUUUUAUAUUGCCAUUUUUGAAGUUUAUUUAGAGCUUUGACUGAAUUUUCGAGCUGAUAUUUUAUUUAAUGUGCAACUUUAAUCAGAAAAACCAUGCAGCUGUUUGAUUCUUGUGCAAAAUUGAAGGAAACACUUUUCUCUUGUGUCUUAAAUGUUGUAAUUGUUUGCCUUUAACAGUCACAAACUGAUUACAAAAAGUAAUAUUUAUCAAAGGAAGUAAAUGUGUUGUGUUUUUUUUUAGAAUUUUUUCUUGUUUUUUACUAUUUCUUGUGACAGUAAAAUAAAUUUUUAUCAAGUCUGUGUGGGAUUUCUCCAUGAAAUUAACAAUCUCAUUCACAAACAGAAGUGAAAGUUUUACCACAUAUUUACCGAUAUUAAACUGUGUUCAACUAUGUUAGUGAACAUUAAUUAAGCAAUGCAUCAGAAUUAGCCUGGUUGAGAGUUUAUUAUGUUUAAAUCAUAAUGUGGGCAAAAUUUAAAAAAAUCUUUGGAAAGUAAAGGUCAAAAUCCGAAGAAUGGUUUUGAUGUUUUCAGGAAUGUAAGCAGCCAUUUUUUCAGGUGCAACUUCAUAAUUUAUUGUUGAUAUUGACAAGUGAAGUUUUCUCAUACUCCAAAAAAUGUUUGUAUACUAUAUGACACCCAGAGGAUUUUAAUAAAAUAUUGUUUAUUUCUGCUGGCAGAGAGGAUAUAACAAUUGUUUCAGUAUAGCACAGAGAUCGGAAAUAAUUAAACAUGUCCCUUUGAGAACAAGUGAGAAGUAUGUUUUGGAAAUCAUUAGUACUAUAAUAAUAAGCAAAUCUGCAUAAAUAAAACAUUUUUCAUUGUAUUUCAGAAAGGAAAUACAGUAGUAAAUAAUUAAAUUUGAACUUAACAGCUAAAAUAUUGCGAUAUGGCAGAUGUACAAUAUGUAAAGGUAGACUGCAGUGUGUGAAAAUAGCGAGAAACUAAAAUAUAAACUAAAUUUAACCUUACACAAACUUAGAGUACCAAACAAAAAAGCUCGUCUACUGCGUAUUUAAACUUCAUCUUGAUCCAUAGUUU